Molecule: messenger RNA, 1104 nt
Organism: Fusarium sp. VM40
Lineage: Eukaryota; Fungi; Ascomycota; Sordariomycetes; Hypocreales; Nectriaceae
Source: the annotation of a GenBank genome assembly
AUGGCUGGAAGAAUUCGUCAGCCCGUCGAUGAGACGGCGCUUGAGAAAUACAUAUCUGAUAAUGUACCUGUGAUCAAGACACCAAUUGAUCUCAAGCAAUUUGGUUUUGGCCAGUCCAAUCCCACGUACCAAAUCACUGCUUCCGAUGGCCAACGCUUCGUGAUGCGCAAGAAGCCACCUGGAAAGCUUCUUUCCAAGACCGCUCACAAGGUCGAGCGCGAAUACCGUAUUAUGCAUGCUCUGGAGAACACUGAUGUGGCUGUCCCCAAAACGUACUGUCUGUGCGAGGAUGAUUCGAUCAUAGGAACGCCGUUCUAUAUUAUGGAGUUUCUUGAUGGGCGUAUCUUUGAGGACUUUACUAUGCCAGGCGUAGAGCCAGCUGAGCGUGAGGCCAUGUGGCGUGAUGCUGUGGUGACUCUGGCACGCUUCCAUGCCGUUAGUUACAAGAAAGUCGGUCUGGAGAAAUUCGGCAAGCCAUCGGGGUUCUAUCCUCGCCAGAUCAAUACAUGGGUAACCAUUUGUGGAAGUCAGGAAAAGGCUAUCGAUAUUGAGACCAAAGAGCCGGUUGGCAAGCUUCCGUAUUUCGAGGAGACGGUGCGCUUCUUCAAGAACGAGCGAUUACAGCCGAAGGAUCGGGCAACGCUGGUACACGGCGAUUACAAGAUCGACAAUCUGGUAUUUCACAAGACGGAACCGAGAGUGAUUGGAAUUCUAGACUGGGAGAUGUCUACCGUUGGCCAUCCACUCUCGGAUGUUUGCAACUUCCUUACAAACUUCUACUCGGCCGAAUCGCCUGGCGCAAUACCCUACGACGCAUCUGGCUUCCUCCCUGGCGCAACCUCCGGCCUUCCGCAACCCGAGCAGAUCCUGGAGUGGUACACGGCGCAGAGCGGGUACGACGCUCGGCCGGAGGUGCCGUGGGGCAUGUCUUUCAGCAUCUGGAAGCUGGCGGGCGUAUGCCAGGGGAUUGCAGCGCGGUACGCGCUCAGGCAGGCGAGCAGUGAGAAGGCGAGACAGCAUGCCGAGACGAGGGGAUCUCUGGCUGAGUUCGCGUGGGCGUUGGCGAAAGAGGCUGGUGCAGAUGAGACUGGAACGAAACUGUAG